AUGUAUUGUGCCGAACGUCGCCGGUUGUCAUUUUUUUCUAUCUAUCUAUCUAUCUAUCUAUCUAUCUAUCUAUCUAAAUCAUCAUCAUUUUUGUUUAUCCAUUCCCUAUUCUUUUCAUUCUAUCUAUUCUAUCUAUCUAUCUAUCUAUCUAUCUAUCUAUCUAUCGAUCUUUUAUCUAUUAAAAUUAUUUAUCUAUCUAAAUCUAUCGUCUAUCAAAAGUAUCUGUCUAUCUUUCUACUAAACUUUCUAUCUAUCUAUCAUCUAUUAUCUAUCUAUCUAUCAUUAUUAUCUAUCUAUCUAUCUGAAUCACAUCACCCUAUUCUUUUUAUCUAUCUAUCUAUCUAUCUAUCUAUCUAUCUAUCUAUCUAUCUAUCUAUCUAUCUAAAAAUCACAUCAUCCUAUUCUUUUCUUUUUGUUAUCUAUCUAUCAUCUAAUCUAUCUAUCUAUGUCUAUCUAAAUCUGAAAUCUAUCAUCUAUUUCUAUCUAUCUAUCUAUUAUCUAUCUUGCGAGGAGAGAAAGAGGAUCACAUGCAAGACGAUCGUGUGUUCGAAAAAAGUCAUAUCUAUCUAUCUAUCUAUCUAUCUAUCUAUCUAUCUAUCUAUCAGUGAUCUAUCUAUCUGUCCGUUCAUAUUAAUUCUUUUUUCAUAUCUAUCUAUCUAUCUAUCUAUCUAA
Messenger RNA from Acanthosepion pharaonis, 672 nucleotides. The record is from the annotation of a GenBank genome assembly. NCBI's taxonomy places the organism in Eukaryota, Metazoa, Mollusca, Cephalopoda, Sepiida, Sepiidae.